AUGUCAACAACAACAACAACAAACCAAACUUCUUCUUCUUCUUUAGUAAAAGUUGGUGUCGAAGGGAAGAAAUUAGAAUAUGAAUUAUUCAAACUGGUGUUUGAUAAUAGGUAUCUGUCACGUUGUAUAUUUAAUCAAGUUGGAGGUAUUCAUAGAACGUUAUCACUCAACUCGAUGCUUUUUAGCUCGUACGGGGUGCCGUAUCAAACACACGUAGACAGUCGGUCGGCAGUGUGGUCGGUUCUUAGUGGCGAUCAAGACCGAAUAAAGUAUCUAGAAGCAAUAGGGUACAAACACGGUCCUAGAAAGUAUAAUCCUGCCAAUCGAAUCAGUUUUAAUUUCCCCUCCUCAACUACCACUACUUUGACUACGACGGCGGCGGCGGUUAACAAACAACAACCAGAGUUUACAUUUCAAUCAUUGAUAUGGAGAGGCUAUAGUGAUUGGAUAGACGAUGAAGGUGAAUCGGCCGAGAUUAUGGACAAACUCUAUCAACUGUACACACCAACCAUUUUGAAAAAAUACAACUCUCAACUACAAGAUUACUUUCAUUCCAAAUUAAAAGAAAUGAUUGAUCAGUACAACAUUAAUUUAAAAAGACAACAACAACAACAACAAAAGAAUAAUAGUAAUAAUAAUAAGGAAACAAAAGAAGAGACCAAAGUAGAAAAAUGGGAAGAUAAUCCAAACCCAAGCAAUUGGUUUACAAAAAAAGAAUUAAAUUUAUUGUUUAUUUAUUUUGUGGCAUUGGAAGAGGACAUUGGUUUAAAGAAUGCAUUCACGGCAUCUACGGUAAAGUUAUUGUUACAUGGUAAUAGCCCGAUCGUGAUAACUUAUUUUGUCAGUAAUACGACACCUCGAAACUUGACAAUGAUGAACUUCAUUUUCAAUAUUUCUUCGCAGAUCAAUCUAGAGUUGUUCAACUAUGCACUGGACAGUUUCAAAGAGUUUUACGAUACUGACACUAUUCGUCGUACACUUCACCAUAUGCUGGUUGAAUCAAUCGGCGCUGGAGAAUAUGUUAGUACACGUAAUAUAUUGGCGUGUGGUAGACUGCCACUAAUAGACUAUUCAACACAAUCAAGUGUUCUCAACCCAUUCCUACUCGACCACUAUGUAGCCAUUGGCAACGAUUUUUUCAGACGACCAGAACACAACAUCACAAAAGUAAACCAACGAUACUGGUUAGAUAUCUAUAAAUGCGCAGCACUGUCGCUUCGAAACGAUGUCAUGGAGUCAUUCUUUAGCAUUCCAGUCAUCACUGAUCCAAAUGAUGUCGCAACUAUUCUAAAAUACGCCAUUCAAGGUGCAAAUUAUUUAAUGGCUUUGCGUAUCAGAGAUAGAAACCUCAUCUCUGAAAGGUAUGCUCGUGAUGUAUUCACAUCAUUUGUCAAACAAAUUCCUAUACUCUGUUCCAACAGAGUAGACGCUGCUAUUGAUUUUGCUUGGACUUGGGAAGACGGUCUUGUAUUGGAUACUUGGAGUACAGUUGUUCAAGUUGCCAUUUCAAAUCAAAGAUUAGAUGUAUUAUUAAAAUUAAAAGAACAUGAAAUUUUAGAUAGUGAUUUCCAAAUUUAUGUUAAACCAAUGGUUAUUAAACAUACUAUAUUCCUACUUGAAUGCAUGGAGGCGUUGCCAGCCAAUUGUUUUUCUAGUGAAGAUUUGAGUGUACAGACGUGGAAGAGUAUCAUCAGAAAGGCAAAGGUCAAGCAUGUACUAGAUCAAGUGGGCAAGGUAAUAGAACGAUAUUUUGAUUUGGAAAUUCAUAAAUGUGAAUAUACAAAAUAUCAGGUUAAAAGUUUCCUAUCUCGUAGUUAUAUUGGUUCUUCUUACAAGUAUUAUGCAGACGAAAAAUAUUAA
This is a messenger RNA of Cavenderia fasciculata, 1860 nucleotides long. RefSeq lists its product as uncharacterized. The coding region runs from base 1 to 1860 and encodes 619 amino acids. The record is from RefSeq and is a predicted model, not a curated record. NCBI's taxonomy places the organism in Eukaryota, Evosea, Eumycetozoa, Acytosteliales, Cavenderiaceae. The transcript has 3 exons.